Messenger RNA from Penicillium brasilianum, 2340 nucleotides. The record is from the annotation of a GenBank genome assembly. Lineage: Eukaryota; Fungi; Ascomycota; Eurotiomycetes; Eurotiales; Aspergillaceae.
AUUUACCUACGAUCGGCACACGGCCACGGAGUACAUAACACGCAAUAAUGUUAUCUAUAUCCGAUUCGGUGGUAUGUGGGGCGAGUUGAUAACCAGGAUGGUGACUAUGGCUAUCGAUUGAACCAUUCGACCUUGUGAUCAAGGAUCGCCUCGCAUUUACGGAGUACAGGGAACCUAUUAGUCCCGCGCCAAAGAGUACGUAAGUUCUAACCUCGUGCUGUGGUUGAUAGGGUACUGCCCCUAUCUCAAUAGUAAUUCGGCUCUGCCCUUUCUCGCGCCUCGAUGACAUGGUACUUACGCGAUAAUGCAACCGAGUCCAUCCCCGCCCUGUGCCGCAGUAGUGCUCGAGACCUCGAAUAGGGGCAAAUAACCGCAGUGGCCGAGAACGAUAUAUAAAAAAAACCCCGGAAGUGUAUCUUCUAAUAAACGCCGGAAGCUGCACUGCACACUACUUUUGACAUUUCUGGGUUCUUCGUCCUCUCUCACCUCAACUAUCAAAAUGGAACCUGAACACCGCUCUGCUGAGGUAAUUGUGGUUGGGGCAGGAGUCGGAGGUCUUGCCGCAGCAAAAGCCUACCUUGAAUUAUCACCCCACACCAACAUCAUACUCCUUGAAAAGCGACCAACUAUUGGUGGUGUCUGGGCCGAAGAAAAUUGCUACGAAGGCCUCAAGACAAACAACCUUGGCGGAACGUAUGAAUUCACCGAUUUCCCCAUGGGUGAGAAAUACGGCAUCAAAGGCGACAAACAUAUCCCGGGCUCCGUGCUACACUCCUAUCUGAAUGACUUUGCGGACCACUUUGAUAUUCGCCCCCGGAUUCGCUUCAAUACCCAGGUCUUGGAAAUUGAAAAGCUUAGCCAGAGUUGGCGCCUGAAUACAGUUACGACCGACUCAACCUCCGCGGUUGUGUAUACAUGCGAUAAGAUUAUAGUUUGCAGCGGGCUGUCGUCAGCACCUAACCCUGUAACCAUUCGGGGUAUGGACGAAUUUGAAAAGCCGAUAAUCAAUCACUCGCAGUUACGUGAGGAAGGAGCACGCAUUGCCCACGAUCCUAAUGUCGAAUUUGUUACCGUUGUGGGGGCUUCAAAGACAGGAUACGACGUUGUGCACUUGAUGGCAUCCAAUGGCAAGAAAGUACAUUGGGUCAUUCGCGAGUCUGGGGGUGGUGGAGUCUGGAUGACAUCCCCAUGGGCCAAGUUCCGAGGAGUCAAAACAAAGCUAGAGUUGCUUGCAACUAUGAGGUUCUUUACAUGGUUUAGCCCAUGUAUUUUUGGUGACUUUGACGGAUUCAGCUGGUUCAGGAAAGCCCUUCAUCAAACCCGCUUAGGAAGGUACUUCGUACACAAAUUCUGGGAAGGUAUCAGGACAGAUGUCGUUGAUUUGAACGGAUAUAGGAAAGAGAAAUGCCUGCAGCACCUCGAGCCCCUCGAAAGUGUGUUCUGGUCUGCGCGAGUUGGAAUACUCAACUAUCCCACCGAUAUUCAUGACUACCUUCGCUCCGGUCAGGUCAAGAUCAUACGAAAAGAUAUCGACUACCUAUCUGGACCCGGAACCGUCACUUUUGCAGAUAGUACCAGUGUGCACACAGACGCGAUUGUCGCCAUCACCGGAUGGAAGCUCGCCCAAUCAGUUAUCUACAAGCCCGAUGGCCUAGAUAGCAGCCUGGGCAUUCCAUCCAGCAAUAUCAGCGCAGACGAUGAAAAACUCUGGCAAAGAUUAGACGGUGAAGCAGAUCAAAAAAUACUUGGUCGCUUCCCAUACCUGCUCAGUCCCCCACGCGCCAUUCCAUACAAGCAGGAUGUCAGUCCCUAUCGACUGUAUCGCGGCAUUGCACCUCCAUCUCUUGCGACGAAGGGCGACAAUUCUAUUGCAUACAUUAAGAUGGUCCACAGCACGAGCAAUAUUAUCAUCGCAGAGUGUCAGGCGUUGUGGACGUACGCUUAUCUAAAUGGGAAAAUCUCCAUUGACAAGAAGAAGGUGUAUGAACAGACCGCUCUCCUGAGUCGUUACGGAAAGCACCGUUAUCCAUGUGGAUUCUCUGCGUGGUAUCCAGAGUUUGUCUACGAUGCUAUUCCUUACGUGGAUAUGCUUCUCUAUGAUCUUAAGCUCAAGCGUUGGAGAAAGCCUACACUAAAGAAAGAGAUGUUUGAGGGUUAUACAAUUCAUGAUUACAAGGGAAUCAAUCAGGAGUGGCUAAAGGCUCAAAAGAAGGCGGCACCAAAGAAAUUGUGAUUGCGUGAGAUAUAGGUGAUGACUUAAUUCCCUUUUACCUCGAGGCUCGCAGGGUUUGGUCGUCUUCUUUGGCCUUGCGGGAAGCUGGCCUGGGAUUGCCCGCCAGG